CCAAGGAAAAGGACCGGCUCCCAGCUACUUCUAGCCCUCCACGCUUUCAUCUCCUUAUUUUCUCAUUCCACCCAUCUCUUCUCUAAGGACUGAUCCCUCUUCCUUUCCCUCUUUUUCUCCUUCCUUUCUUUAUUUUUAAACCUUUCUUAUAAACACGGGUUUUUAAUUCUGAAAGACUCAUCGGAGCAUCUCCUCCUGGAAUGUCAUUUGCGACGCCAAGGUUUCGGAAAAAACUGUGCCAACGAUUCCUCCAAGAUGAUGCUUAGCCCAGACCAGGCCCUGGACUCGGACCACCCUUCCUCGGCACCCUCGGACCCAGAAUCCUUGGAGGCCAAGGGGCUGCGGAGCUGCUGUGCCUCAGAUUUGGAGGCGCCUGACGGGGAGGGCCCAGGAGGAGGAGGAGGAAGGCUGGUGCCGCACCCGCACCCUCAGCAACCACUGAGCCGUGAGGAGAAACGUCGGCGCCGUCGAGCCACAGCCAAGUACCGCUCAGCCCACGCCACACGGGAACGGAUCCGCGUGGAGGCCUUCAACCUGGCCUUUGCUGAGCUCCGCAAGCUCCUGCCCACUCUCCCACCAGACAAGAAGCUCUCCAAGAUCGAGAUCCUCCGCCUGGCCAUCUGCUACAUCUCCUAUCUCAACCACGUCCUUGAUGUCUAGACGGGGAGCUGGAAGGGGGAAGCCCUGAGCACUGGGUCUCCUCUGCCUCUCCAGGCACUGCUGCCAGCUUUUUGGCUUUCCUGAUCCUACCUGAGUCGGGUGGCCGUAUUGCAUCGUCUCAAUUUCAGGGAAGCAACUGACAGCAGAUCGCAUUGCAUCACCCAGCUUUCAAGGAAGCACCUGACAACAGAUCGCAUUGCAUCACCCUGCUUUCAGGAAAGCACCUGAUGGCAGAUCACAUUGCAUCACCCUGCUUUCAGGGAAGCAUCUGAUGGCAGAUCGCAUUGCAUCAACCAGCUUUCAAGGCAGCAUCCGAUGGCAGACCACAUUGCAUCACUCUGCUUUCAGGGAAGCACCUGAUGGCAGAUUGCAUCGUAUCACCCUGCUUUCAUGGAAACAUCUAACAGCAGAUCGUAUUGCAUCACCCUGCUUUCAGGGAAGCACCUGAAAGCAGAUCACAUUGCAUCGCCCUGCUUUCACAGAAACAUCUGACAGCAGACUGCACUGCUUCGACCAACUUUCAAGGAAGCACCUGACGGCAGACUGCAGUGCAUCACCUAGCUUUCAGGGAAGCACCUGAUAGCAGGCUGCAUUGCAUUGCCCUGAUUUCAGUGAAGCACCUGAUGGCAGAUUGCAUUGCAUUGCCCCACUUUCAGGGAAGCACCUAAUGGCAGGCCUUGUUGCAUUACCCUGCUUUCAGGGAAGCACCUGAUGGCAGACCAGCAGGUGAUUCCUUGGCUUUAAGCUCGUGCCUUAAAGGGCUUUUUGGACCCGGGCCCUUCAACAAGAGACAGAAACUGGACAUGGGGGUCUCCCUUAUCCCAGUGGGUUGCCCAAGGGGGCCACCACCUCCAAGAAGAGACCUAGACUUCACUGCAGACAUAAUCCUGUUUGGCAUUGCUUUAACUGCCACAGCUCCAUGCUAUGGAAUUCUGGAAA
Messenger RNA from Sceloporus undulatus (fence lizard), 1599 nucleotides. It is a transcript of the gene NHLH2, whose product is annotated as nescient helix-loop-helix 2. Gene Ontology annotation, molecular function: RNA polymerase II cis-regulatory region sequence-specific DNA binding; protein dimerization activity; DNA-binding transcription factor activity, RNA polymerase II-specific. The coding region runs from base 256 to 660 and encodes 134 amino acids. The transcript has 2 exons. NCBI's taxonomy places the organism in Eukaryota, Metazoa, Chordata, Lepidosauria, Squamata, Phrynosomatidae. The record is from RefSeq and is a predicted model, not a curated record. Gene Ontology annotation, biological process: regulation of transcription by RNA polymerase II.